AUGGAGCACGGUUGGUGGGCUGUGCUGCCCUGCAAGACGAGGCAGACACAGACCGAAAUUCACUGUGAGAGAGGGAAGCAGCGCAAGAUGUCCCGGGGUGGCGGUGGCGGGCAAGGGGCUUCCAAAGGUACGCCUGGGCCUCUGAAGAGAGGCCUCAAUGUCCAGAGCUCAGAUGGCCACCUAAAUAAGAGAUUCCGCCCCUACAAACGUGGCAUCCCUAUGUCUGGUCGCAGUCACAAUGCCAUUCCCAGCGACUACAGCUCGACUGGAGGGGUGUCUCAGCUCCGUAAGAGAAGAGGUUCCGGUGCCUCAUCCUUCUCCAUCCCCACCUCGUGCUACAUGAAGACAAUAGAGAGGCCAGCAAAGAAAAUGAGAGAAGAGGAGCUUCCUCCUAACUCUGGCUCCUCAGCUCCCUUGGGAAGUGACACGCAGUCCCAGGGAGAACAGGCUACAACCACAUCUGGGAAGGCCAACUCCAGGGAUUCUCCACCCAGCAGCACCCGGCCACGCAAACGCAAAUUCCAACUGGUGCCCUCCAGGCGAGGGAUCCCGCUUAUCUUGCCUGAAACACCCAUCCUCGGCUAUCCCAUCACAGUCGAGGAUUAUGAGCAAGUUCAGACCGACUGGGUGAAGACCAUCUUCGAGGAUAAGACUGGUGAGGAAUACGGGUUAAUUUCACACCCCAGAGAUGGUUCCCUUUGGUUUUAUUUUGGUCUUUCUCCUCUGAGAAAUCCAGCUCUUGGGUUCUCAGUGGACUCCGAGCACAGUGAGCACUGA
Molecule: messenger RNA, 777 nt
Organism: Manis pentadactyla (Chinese pangolin)
Lineage: Eukaryota; Metazoa; Chordata; Mammalia; Pholidota; Manidae
Product: nuclear envelope pore membrane protein POM 121C-like
Exons: 6
Coding region: 1-777 (258 amino acids)
Source: RefSeq, a predicted model, not a curated record